This is a messenger RNA of Pseudogymnoascus verrucosus, 838 nucleotides long. RefSeq lists its product as uncharacterized. The transcript has a single exon. The record is from RefSeq and is a predicted model, not a curated record. Lineage: Eukaryota; Fungi; Ascomycota; Leotiomycetes; Thelebolales; Thelebolaceae. Bases 49 to 558 code for a protein of 169 amino acids.
CAUCAAACCAGCCGACUGGUAGUUACUACUUCUACUAUAUAGUUAAAAAUGGUGAAACGUAAGAAUAUUAAGGCUCAAGAGCUUGAUUUACGUGUUUCUAAGGCAAUUGAAGGAGUUAGGUUAGGAAAAUUUAAAUCAGCAAAUGCUGCAGCAAUUGCUCUAGGCCUACACCCUAAUACUGUCCUUAAGCGUCUAAGAGGUGGCUCUACGCAACGUGAGGCGCGACAACAACAACAGCUCCUGUCAAAAAAUCAAGAGCAAACGCUCUUAAAGUGGAUUAAGGAGCUUACUGCAAGCGGCUACGCUCCUAGCCAUUGGAUAUUACGAGAGGUUGCAGAUGAAGUCCGGUCAAAUAAGUGUCGCGUUUUUCAGCCUCAACUACAACAACAGCAACAACAAACACAACAAACACAACAACCUCAACAACCUCAACCUCAAAUACCUAACUUACCUCUUGGGCAAGAGUGGGUUCCACAAUUCAUUCAAAGGCAUCCUAACUUACGUGUUAAGUUAGGACGUAGAGUUGAAGCACAAAGGAUGAAUGGGGUCACAAAGUAGGUGUUAAGGGGGUGGUUUGACGCGUACGAGAGCCUUAUAACAGAGCUAAAAAUCGAAAACUACAACACCUAUAAUAUAGAUGAAACUGGAUUUUCGAUUAGAACUAUGCAAUCUACACGAAUUAUAGUCGAUUCUACACUCUGUACACGUUUUCAAGCUCAUCCUAGCCAACAGGAAUGGGUGUCUGCUGUUAAAUGCAUUUGCAUAGACAGAACAGCUAUCGACCCCCUUAUUAUUUUUAAAGGACAGAACAUACUACAGAGCUAGAUUCCAAAGGAGG